Molecule: messenger RNA, 1576 nt
Organism: Diorhabda carinulata
Lineage: Eukaryota; Metazoa; Arthropoda; Insecta; Coleoptera; Chrysomelidae
Gene: HDAC3
Product: histone deacetylase 3
Exons: 6
Coding region: 201-1496 (431 amino acids)
Molecular function (GO): histone deacetylase activity
Source: RefSeq, a predicted model, not a curated record
AUCUAAAAAAAAUUGUUUGUUGUGUAUGUCAAUUAUGUUGACAAAAUUUAGAAGUAAAAAAAUUACGUAUGAAGGAUAGAUUUAAAACAACAAAACGUUUGCUUGUAGUAGCAUUUUUUUUACUUUUUAUUUGGACAUGCAAACAAAUAUUUGGAGAAUAAAAUAAUUAUAAUUGUAUAAUAGUUAGACUAGCUUUAAACAUGUCCAAGCACAAAGUUUCGUAUUUUUUUAAUCCGGACGUAGGCAACUUUCAUUAUGGUACUGGGCAUCCCAUGAAACCUCAUAGGCUAUCUGUUAUUCACAGCUUAGUGAUGAAUUAUGGUCUCAACAAACACAUGCAAAUAUACAGACCUUACAAAGCUAGUGCACACGAUAUGUGCAGGUUCCAUUCGGAUGAAUAUAUCGAUUUUCUUCAAAAAGUUACACCACAAAAUAUUCAAGCUUUCACAAAACAUCUCAGCCAUUAUAAUGUAGGUGAUGAUUGUCCUGUUUUCUAUGGGUUGUUUGAUUUUUGUUCGAUGUAUACAGGGGCUUCGUUGGAAGGAGCAAUGAAACUUAAUUAUAACGAGUGUGAUAUCGCGAUAAAUUGGUCUGGGGGAUUACAUCAUGCGAAAAAAUUUGAAGCAUCAGGCUUCUGUUAUGUUAAUGAUAUUGUGAUAGCGAUAUUAGAAUUGCUAAAAUAUCACCCUAGGGUGUUAUAUAUAGAUAUUGACGUUCAUCAUGGAGAUGGAGUACAAGAAGCAUUCUAUCUUACAGAUAGAGUUAUGACUGUUAGUUUCCAUAAGUAUGGGAACUAUUUUUUCCCAGGAACUGGGGACAUGUAUGAAAUAGGUGCUGAAAGUGGGCGUUAUUAUUCUGUAAACGUACCAUUGAAAGAAGGUAUUGAUGAUGCUAGUUACUGGCAGGUUUUUAAACCUGUUAUAUCGGCUGUAAUGGAUUUUUAUCAACCUUCCGCAAUAGUUUUACAAUGUGGAGCUGAUUCACUAGCUAUGGAUAGGUUAGGAUGUUUUUCUUUGAGUACUAAGGGGCAUGGCGAAUGCGUAAAGUUUGUAAAAAAUUUGAAUGUGCCUACAUUAGUUGUUGGAGGAGGUGGUUAUACACUGAGAAAUGUAGCUCGUUGUUGGACGUACGAAACUUCUUUAUUGGUGGAUGAGCAAAUUUCAAAUGAAUUACCGUUUACUGAAUAUUUGGAAUUUUUCGCACCCGAUUUUACCCUACAUCCCGACGUUGUUACUCGUCAAGAAAACGCCAAUAGUAAACAUUAUUUAGAAGCCAUAACAAAGUAUACCUUCGAUAAUUUAAAGAUGUGUCAGCAUUCUCCUAGUGUUCAAAUGCAUGAUGUACCAGGUCCGGCUCUAACGGAAGACGAGAAAAUGAAGGAAGAAGAAGAUCCGGACGUUAGAAUAAGUCAAGAUUUAGAAGAUAAAAUGGUGGAAGCUAAAAACGAAUUUUAUGAUGGGGAUAAGGAUAAUGAUAAAGACGAUGUUAAAUCUUAAGUUUUAAUUUUAUAUUGAGUGAAAUGUUUUUUUUUUAAAUAAGGAAAAUGAUCCAUUUGAUUAAAUAACUUAUAAAUUGA